Messenger RNA from Drosophila innubila, 1695 nucleotides. It is a transcript of the gene Gasz, whose product is annotated as probable serine/threonine-protein kinase DDB_G0278535. Lineage: Eukaryota; Metazoa; Arthropoda; Insecta; Diptera; Drosophilidae. The record is from RefSeq and is a predicted model, not a curated record. Bases 98 to 1486 code for a protein of 462 amino acids. Gene Ontology annotation, biological process: piRNA processing. Gene Ontology annotation, molecular function: protein binding. Gene Ontology annotation, cellular component: pi-body. The transcript has 5 exons.
UUUUUUGCGUUUCGCUGCGUAAUUUUUUAAUAGCUCUUCGCUAUUAUUGGAAAUGUGUUAAUAUAUUGCAUUAAAUUUAUAACAUUUAUCGAAUAAAAUGAGCAAUAAACUUAAAUUUGGACCACCGCCGGAUUCGGAUGACUCGGACGACAGCAGCUACGACGGAUUCUACUUUCCGGACAAAUUGCAAAGGGAGAAGGUCAGGCUACAUGUACCACGGGAUCAAAAGCUCUACGAUGCGUUGUUGAAUGGCGACUUGCAGCGUGUGUGUGAAGAAAUCGAUGAGCUCCACUUCCCGGUGGAUGAAGGGGUGUGCGGGGGAGACACCAUGCUGAUGCACGCCUGUCGGAGUGGCUUCUAUGAACUGGCCUCGCACCUGGUCAACGAGCUUAAGGCCAAUGUCAACAAGCAGGUGGAUUCGGUAAUGCCCCUAAUGCUGGCAUGUGACUGCCAGGCCAAGGAUCCGUAUGUGGCGGAGAAACUGGUGCGUCUGCUUCUCAACCAUGGAGCCGUGAUUAAUGUCUCGGAUAAAUACGGCAUGACGCCUUUUAUGUUUGCCUGCCGCAAGGGAUUCAGCAACAUUGUGCGCCUUCUAAUUAAAGAUGUUAGCUUCGAUGCGGUGGACAAUCAGGGAUGCACACCAAUAUUCUUUGCCAUUGAGAAUAAUCAUGCGGAAAUUGUUAAGCUGCUGAUGGAGGCCGGUGUCAAUGCCAAUAUUGCCAACAAUAAGGGCUACACACCCAAACAUGUAGCCGAAUUUCACGGAUUCUACGAUCUAUUGGAGUUGCUGCCUCGCGAGAAUCCAGUUUAUCUGGUGCCAUCAGCAUUUCUGUCCUAUAACACGCUGCGUGAUCAUGUUCCACGCAUUUUUCUGAAAUCCGAUUGCCCGGAGUACUUUCAGGAACUCAACGUCAUUCUACGCACAAUCAAUAUGGAUAAUAUGCUGGAACAUUUUGCUAAAUCAAAUACCUCACUUGGGGAAUUCCUCAACAUGAAUGAUAAGAAACUACGUGAUAUUGGCGUGAAGUUUCCAAUCUAUCGCAACAAGAUUAUGAAGGGUAUACUGGACUUUCAUUUGCAUCACUGGUCAAAGAAAUCCAUUGCGCGGGUUAAGAAGGAUGGCAUAGAGAACUUCUAUGAUAUACUCAUGAUCACGGCUAAUCAUCUACAGCACUUGGUCAUCAUACAGUCAUCGCUGCGGUUCGUCAUACAGAAUCAGUUGGCGGGUAAUCUUGGCCAGCCAUCGGAGAUGCAGUUAAUUAACUUGCAGAACAGCUUAUGUGCAUAUCGCGGCGUCAUAAACGAUCUCACCAAGACUAUCAAAUAUCUUGGAUCAUUCAGCCCACCUAAAAGUCCGCUUUAUAUCGACUACAACGAGAUUAUCGCUGAGCGUAAGCGGCGUAAAGUUCGCAGUUACUUCAAAUAUACGACUAUUAUUUUGGGUAUAUCGGUAUUUAUCUGCUUAAAAUGCAAAUGGAUGUUUUAAUCGUACGCAGACAAAAAAAAGCUUAUAGUAUUAGUUAACAAGCAUUUGAAUAAGUUACAGUACAAUUAUUAUUAAUGUACGAAUUUUGAAAAUUCUCUUUAAGUUCUCAAAUCAAUAUAGUUGUUGUUAAAACGCUUUAUGAAUUGUUAAAUGAAGUUUAUGUUUUACCUUAAAAUGACUUAAUAAAUGAAUUAAUUGUUGAAAAUUAA